Rhopilema esculentum is the source of this 1110-nucleotide messenger RNA. The record is from RefSeq and is a predicted model, not a curated record. NCBI's taxonomy places the organism in Eukaryota, Metazoa, Cnidaria, Scyphozoa, Rhizostomeae, Rhizostomatidae.
AUGAACAAAGAUCUUGUCGACUUCAUCUCGAAAUGUGAAAUCUGUAACACAUUCCAAAACAACAAGACCAGAGAGCCCCUUAUUCCUCGUGAAAUCCCAAGCCGCCCCUGGCAAAUAAUUGCUGCUGACAUUUUCACAGUCAACAACAAAGACUUUCUCUGUACUGUGGAUUGCUACUCCAACUACUUUGAGAUAGAUCGUCUAUUUUACAAAACUGCUGGGGAAAUUAAGAAGAAGCUCAAGCGACACUUCUCUACUCAUGGCAUACCAGAUAAGCUCAUGAGUGAUAACGUACCUUUCUCCUCUAAAGAAUUUCAGGAUUUUGCCAAGGAAUAUGAAUUUACCACCGAGCUAAGCUCGCCAGAGUACGCACAGAGCAAUGGCAAAGCAGAAAAUGCCGUCAAAACUGCAAAGAUGCUAAUGAAAAAAGCGACUGAAUCUGGCAAUGACUUCUAUCUUGUGCUACUAGAAUGGCGAAACACGCCGUCUGAGGGGAUGGAAAGCUCUCCCUCCCAGCGUAUGUUUAGCAGACGAGCUAAAACACUGCUUCCCAUAUCGAAGAAGCUCCUUAAACCAAAGGUUGUCACUGGUGUCCAAGAAAAACUUCGAAAGAGGAAAGAGGUACAAUCAAAGUAUUAUAACAGAGGCACAAGGGAGCUAAGUGCAUUAAAGAAAGAUGAUGUAGUCCGGAUAAAGCCAAGAAAUUCCGACAGAACAGGCCGCUGGACCAAAGGAUGUGUCAUAAAGCAAGUUGGUGUAAGAUCUUAUAAUGUAAAAACCGAAGAUGGAAGAAUCUUCAGACGAAAUCGAAAGUUUCUACGUCAAACCAAAGAGCCUUUCUUUGCAGAUGAAGAAGAUUCAAUCAUUUUCCCCAGAAAGGAACGAAAAGCAGUGGCUCGACCUUAUGAAGAUCACCAAUCUGAAAUGGAGCAAUUUGAUCCGCAAGAGUCACCUCACUCACGACCUGAUGCUACUGAAGAAAAGACAGCAGCCGCCAGACCUGCUGAGACCAGAUUUGAUCACAGGCAAUUGAACUUUUACCAGCCAGUAACGACAAGGAGUGGCAGGAAAGUAAUUCGGCCGGACUACCUCACUGGCCACAACUUCUGA